Molecule: messenger RNA, 1648 nt
Organism: Pezoporus flaviventris
Lineage: Eukaryota; Metazoa; Chordata; Aves; Psittaciformes; Psittacidae
Gene: DOC2B
Product: double C2 domain beta
Exons: 10
Coding region: 452-1648 (398 amino acids)
Cellular component (GO): membrane
Source: RefSeq, a predicted model, not a curated record
GUGUCCCAGCUUCAUGCCAGACCCACCACACCUGAGUCAGCAGAAAGUUUGUAGUGGGGGAGUUGUCCCUACAAAAUACUUCAGAUACGUUUUCCUGGGCAAGGUGAGUUUCCAUGCAGCAUUUUGCUCCAUGUUCUCACAGCCUUUCGCUUCUGGCACUCCUUGCUUAAAAGUCCACCUCCAGUAGCUUUUGGAACCUGAGAUUUAUUGAUGUGAACCCAGGAGGAGAUUAGGCAGCGCUGGCAGGAUCAGGGGCUGUGUGAGAGCUGGAGCUGGCGGCAGCAGCAGCAGCAUGCGUGCGGCGUCUGAGGCUCAGGGCGCGAGAACCACGUAAGGUGCCCGCCGGAGCCUCCCCCUUCACCUGCCUCUGCUUCCUUCAGCACAAACUUCACGGCUCCCUCACGCACGGUCCGGGCUUCUCCGGCGAGGCUUGGCAGCGACAGCCGCAUGCAUGACACUCCGAAAAGGAGAGAAAAUGACCAUAAGUAUCCAGGAGCACAUGGCUAUUGACGUCUGCCCCGGCCCCAUCAAACCCAUCAAGCAGAUCUCCGACUACUUCCCCCGUUUCCCACGCGGGCUCCCCGCUGGUGUUGGCCGCAGCAGCACCCUGCGCUCCGCUGUCAGCCAGCCCUCUGUCAGCCCCGCCGAGGCGCCCCGCGAAGAGGAUGAGGACGUGGACCAGCUUUUCGGGGCAUAUGGCACAACACCCACGGAGCAGCCAGCCAAGUGCCAGGCACCCGAGGAGGUGGUGGACCCCGAGGGCUACGAGUCCGAUGACUGCACCACUCUGGGGACGCUGGAUUUCAGCUUGCUCUAUGAUCAGGAAAACAACGCUCUCCACUGCACGAUCAAUAAAGCCAAGGGCCUGAAGCCGAUGGACCAUAAUGGUUUGGCGGAUCCAUAUGUCAAAUUGCACUUGCUCCCCGGAGCCAGUAAGGCGAAUAAGCUGAGAACCAAAACGCUGCGGAACACUCUGAACCCCACCUGGAACGAGACGCUCACCUACUACGGCAUCACCGACGAGGACAUGAUCCGCAAGACCCUGCGCAUCUCGGUCUGCGAUGAGGACAAGUUCCGCCACAACGAGUUCAUUGGAGAGACGCGGAUCCCGCUGAAGAAACUAAAGCCCAACCAGACCAAAAACUUCAGCAUCUGCCUGGAGAAGCAGCUGCCGAUAGAUAAAACAGAGGACAAGUCGCUGGAGGAGCGGGGACGGAUCCUCAUCUCCCUCAAGUACAGCUCACAGAAGCAGGGGCUGCUGGUGGGCAUCAUCCGCUGCGCCCACCUCGCUGCCAUGGACGCCAAUGGCUACUCCGACCCCUACGUCAAGAUUUACUUGAAACCAGAUGAGGACAAGAAAUCAAAGCAUAAGACGGCGGUGAAGAAGAAGACGCUGAACCCCGAGUUCAAUGAGGAGUUUUGCUAUGAAAUAAAGCAUGGGGACCUGGCAAAAAAGACCUUGGAAGUCACAGUGUGGGACUAUGAUAUCGGGAAAUCAAAUGAUUUCAUAGGUGGAGUUGUGUUGGGCAUUAACGCCAAGGGUGAGCGGCUGAAGCACUGGUUCGACUGCCUGAAAAACAAGGACAAGAAAAUCGAGCGCUGGCACACGCUAACGAAUGAGCUGCCGGGGGCCGUCCUCAGCGACUGA